CUUUGCUUUGCUUCAGUUAGCUCAUCAGUCACAGCUAUGUCGGACCCCGUGGUGACUGCUUUCCUUACUAAACAGCUGUGUGCCAAUGGGGGGCGGCUCCCUAAAGCCAGGGUGGCACAGUAUCUGGAUCUACCCCAGGAACAGAUAGAGCUCAUCCUUCAGGAGGAGUCCCUGAGAUUUCCACUGUCCGGGGAUGUGGUGCUAGCCCAGAGUCCGAUCAGGCUCUGCCUAAAGUACCUGAAGGGGGAGGAGGAGCAGGAUGAGUGUGGGAAGCUGCACCUUUGUUGCUCCUACCUGCGGGGUCGCUGCAAAACUGGCAAAAAAUCCACAUGCAAAUAUUCCCAUGAUACCCAAUCAGAACAUAACUUGACCGUACUGAAGGCCGAUAACGUCAAUGGGCUGAAUGAUGAAGAACUAAAGAUCCUUCUCUUCCAGAAUGACCAUUCUUUAAUGCCGGGGGUUUGUGUGAAAUAUCUGCACGACAAGUGUGAUCAAGAUAAGUGCUAUUGGCUUCAUAUGUGCGGUUACUUCAUGCGUGGGGAAUGUAAUCGGCGUACAUGCAAAAGAUCCCACAACAUACUAGAGGAGAGCACCAAUCUUCUCAUCAAAAGGUUUGGAAUCCCUGCUGUAUCUGUUGAGAAUUUCCAGAUGCUCGCAGUUCUUAAAAACAUUCAGAUUCUACAAACUCAGGGGGAGCAAACAGGAAGAGGAAGGGGCAGAGGUGCAUCCAGGGGUAGAAGAGGAGGCAGAGGAAGAAAUAAUGUACACAAAGGCCCCCAUUCACAAACAAGAUCUAAAGGGAGAAGUGUGGGCAGUAAUGAGCAGAGACAAUGCUCUACUCCUGGGACUGACUCUAGUGAUGAAAUAGAGGACUCCAUGCUACAUGGAUCAACAGGCAAUUUAGAACAACCAUCAAGAUCAAAUUUGGAUGAAUUGUACGAGAUUUAUUUAUCAAAACAAAAAGAAAAUGCAGCCAGAUUUGGUAGUCGUACCACAGUUGUUCAACAUCCGGACUCCACAAAAGUAUCCAGCGGAGGUUUAUCCAGUGCCCAGCAAACCACAGCUGUCCAAGUUAAUGAAUCCACAAAAGUGUCAACUAAAGGUUUAUCCAGUGCCCAGCAAGCCACAAUUGUCCAAGCUAAUGAAUCCACAAAAGUGUCAACUAGAGGUUUAUCCAGUGCUCAGCAAGCCACAGCUGUCCAAGCUAAUGAAUCCACAAAAGUGUCAACUAGAGGUUUAUCCAGUGCCCAGCAAACCACAACUGUCCAAGCUAAUGAAUCCACAAAAGUGUCAACUAGAGGUUUAUCCAGUGCCCAGCAAACCACAACUGUCCAAGCUAAUGAAUCCACAAAAGUGUCAACUAGAGGUUUAUCCAGUGCCCAGCAAGCCACAGCUGUCCGAGUUAAUGAAUCCACAAAAGUGUGCACUGGAGGAUCAUGCAAUGUACAGCAAACCACCAAAGUGCCCAUUACAUUUUCAUCAAAUGCCCUGCAAACCACGCCUGUCAAAUACAAUAUAUCUACAAUUCUGCCUGUUGCAGGAUCAUCUAGAGACCAGGAAUCAACAGUUGUCAGAAAUGCUGUAGGUGCAUAUUGGGAACCCCAUUCACAAGAAGUCACAGUAGCCGGCAUCCAUCCACUUGUUUUUCCAAAAAAACCAUCUGUCACACAAAAAAUAACUCCUACACCUACCAGAGAACCCUCAGUGGCCAAUAAAAACAAUUGUGUAUUGGAUGAUUUUAAAUUACUGAAUAUAUCACCUAAUCAUGUAGGCACUGCACACAAUUCUGUUGGUGCUCCUUCUCUUACUAAUACAGCAGCAGUGAACCAAAAUGUAGACAUAAAUAAGAAUCGAGAGCCUAAGAAGGUGACUGACUUUACAGAGAUCUGCCUUUCCAAUGUCUGGAAAUUCUGCAAGUUUGGAAGUAGAUGUGAAGGAAUGCAUUAUCACCUGCCUUACCGUUGGCAAAUCUCAUUAGACACAAAAUGGGAAGAUUUGACAGAAAUGGAAACAAUUGAAAGGGAGUACUGUGACCCUAAAAAGGACAGGUACUCAUCACUUGAUUUUCUCACAAUGAAAUCUGGGUCCAGACGCAUUCGUCGACUCUGCACCCCAUCAUCAGUUUCAAAACCCAAUGAAUUUGUUCUGACCACAGAGUGGUUGUGGUACUGGAAAGAUGAAUUAGGGACAUGGAUUCAGUAUGGGAAAUCAAAUGCAAAGCAGGUGAGCGCUUCCAUGUCUUCAGAAGAUCUAGAAAAUAUCUAUCUAUCAGAUCCAAAUGAUACAAUCCCUUUCCAUGCAGGACAGCAGCAAUAUGAGAUUGAUUUUAAACUUAUGACACAGAGGAACAUGGCAUAUAGAACUCAGAGAGAAGUACGCAGGAGGCCCAAAUUCCUGUCUAUUGAUGAUGUAACAAAACUGAAGGGCAGUACAAAAUCAAGUUCCUCCAAUACCACACAGAAUCAUCCCCUGAAGAGUGCAAAUUAUCCGGAACAUUGGGACAAAGCAUCCAUGCCAGAAUAUGGCCAUAAGCUUGUAGAUAUCCCCCUGACUUCAUCAGAAGCCUCAUCUAUCCAAGACAUGUUCACAAAGACGGUGUCAGGCUUUGAGGUGAAGAAGAUCAGUCGUAUACAGAAUCCGUCCCUUUGGGAGGUUUAUCAGUGGAAGAAGGAUCAGAUGAAGAAGGCAAAUAAAGGGGCAGAAGUGAAUGAGAAAAGGCUGUUUCAUGGGACCGACCGUACCUUCAUUACACCCAUCUGUCAUGCGAACUUUGACUGGCGAAUCUGUGGGACUCAUGGUACCCUGUAUGGACAAGGAAGUUACUUUGCAAGAGAUGCCUCUUACUCUCAUAACUAUUCACCAAAAGCCAGUGAUGGUAAAAGAACAAUGUUUGUGGCUCGUGUGCUAAUAGGAGAUUAUAUCACUGGGAAUUCUACUCUAAGACGACCACCAUCCAAAUCUGGGAGCAUGACCCACUUUUAUGACAGCUGUGUGGACGACACAUACCAACCGACCAUCUACGUGGUGUUUGAAAAACAUCAGAUUUAUCCAGAAUACCUUAUAGAGUAUAAAGAGGAGGAGAAGAAGUCCUGCUGCAUUAGCUAAACUUGACCAUGUGUCAAUGUCUGACCUAAUGGAACAACUGUAUGAAGCAAAACUAUCAGGAGAAUAAAUACUGCAACAUUAUUUAAAUACUUUAAAUAUAUUUCCCGCUUUCCCUAAAGAAGUUAAACUGUUUAUGGAUAAAUUGUGAUGUUCUAUAGAAAUUAUGAACAUAGUAUCUAAACCAUGCUCUCCUCAAAAAAUUGGCUAUUGUUGCCACCAUGGGAUUCUCCAGUGCCAGGAAAACAAACCCGUUUCCCUGAAACUAGAGAAUCCUGGAGUGCCCUCCCGCCCCCAUCCCAUGUCGCUAAAGGGGUUAAAACCCCUUCAGCCACUUACCUGAAUCCAGCGCGGAUGUCUCUCAGCACUGGGUCAGGCUCCGCCCAUGCUCCUCCCCUGCCAACGUCAGCCAGCGGGGGAGACCUAACGCGCAUGCGCGGCAAUGGUCACGCGCGCAUUAGACCUCCCCAUAGGAAAGCAUUAUGCUUUCCUAUAGGGAAAUACAAAUAACUCUAUAUAUGACACAGGUCUUAUGGCUUAUAUGCUGACUCUAUCCUCCUCCUUUGUGGCUCAUAAGAACACAAUAUCACAUAUGGAGGACUUGUUCAGAAGUCAGUGAUCUGUGUACAUAGAAACGACAAAUUUAAAACACUCUCACGUAAAAUAGUUUUUGAGCCUAACCGUUUAGCUGGAGAAACAGUUAACAAUGUUAAAAAUGCACUUAACCAAAUCGUAAAGAGAGCAGGUGUUUAUUAUCAAAGCCUGUUGGCUAGACCUAUAUAAGAGACUGAUAUCCACAUUAUUCUGGUAAUUAACAUACCAAACCAUCUCACCUAACUUGCAUCUUAACAGUGCGAUAAUUUGCACUACUUAAUAUGGUACCCUGAUAUAUAGGUAAUCUCCUUACAUUGGCAAAUAAAUUAAUAAAGCCAGAUAUUGAAAUUGUACUACUAUAAUGGUUUCCAUAUAUCAGUCAGAGGUUUAGCCAACAGGCUUUGAUAAUAAACACCUGCUCUCUUUACUAUUUGGUUAAGUGCAUAUUUAACAUUGUUAAUUGCUAUGUCUCCAGCUAAACGCUCACGCUCAAAAACUAUUUUGCGUGAGAGCGUUUUGAAUUUUUUGCUUCUAUUUUCAAUAUAGGGGUUAAGCCCAGAGACAUUACUGUAGGGUCUCACUGAUGAUCUAAUUCAGUAAGGAUGAACCUGCAAGCGCUGCCUACCUUAGCUGAAUGUAUUUUCAUAUUCAGUGAUCUGUGUACACCAGUUUUCCAACUGCUUAAAGACUGCACUGACAUCCCUCCAAGACUACUGGCUGUACAGAAUGGCAAAAGUUACAAUACAUGUGUCUCUAAACACCAAUUAUGCUGGCUAUACAGAAUAUAUACAGCUUUGAUACUUUUUGUAGCAAAACUGAUAAGGGAUGGACCUUUCUCUUCCUGUGGCCCCACACAAAAUUAGUUAUAUGUAGAAGGUUUGCUAUAAUUAAAGUAUCACUAUAGUGUCGAAAAACAAAGCGUUUUUUCUGACACUAUAGUGCCCUGAGGGAGCCCCCACCCUCAGGGUCCCCCUCCCGUGGCGCUGAAGGGGUUAAAACCCCUUUCAGCCAUUUACCUUAUUCCAGCACCGGGCUCCCUCAGCGCUGGUGACCUCUCCUCCCCCCCGACGUCAGCGGAGCCGAAUGCGCAUGCCGCGAGCGCAUUCAAAGUGUCCAUAGGAAAGCAUUUUUCAAU
Molecule: messenger RNA, 4831 nt
Organism: Pelobates fuscus (common spadefoot toad)
Lineage: Eukaryota; Metazoa; Chordata; Amphibia; Anura; Pelobatidae
Product: zinc finger CCCH-type antiviral protein 1-like
Exons: 14
Coding region: 37-3105 (1022 amino acids)
Cellular component (GO): nucleus
Molecular function (GO): NAD+-protein mono-ADP-ribosyltransferase activity; NAD+ poly-ADP-ribosyltransferase activity; metal ion binding
Source: RefSeq, a predicted model, not a curated record